Molecule: messenger RNA, 3410 nt
Organism: Mugil cephalus (flathead mullet)
Lineage: Eukaryota; Metazoa; Chordata; Actinopteri; Mugiliformes; Mugilidae
Gene: ikbkg
Product: inhibitor of nuclear factor kappa B kinase regulatory subunit gamma
Exons: 16
Coding region: 588-2438 (616 amino acids)
Biological process (GO): positive regulation of canonical NF-kappaB signal transduction
Cellular component (GO): cytoplasm; IkappaB kinase complex; nucleus
Molecular function (GO): K63-linked polyubiquitin modification-dependent protein binding
Source: RefSeq, a predicted model, not a curated record
CGUUUUCAAAUAGUUAACGAAAAAAAAUAACAGAUAUAUAGUUUGACACAAUAAUUAGCGAACGAGUCGCAAAUUAUUAGCUUGCCUGCUGAACGGAAGCACAUUAAACCUGUAAAAUGAAUUACGUUGUCAAGGGAGCGUAAAGCAUGAAAUGAACGGGAUGUGAGGAAUGUCAAUAAGGAAAAUACCCCAAGUGCAAGUAACGUGACUGUUUUGAGUUAUUUAAGUGAGUGUUCCGCUGUUUGCUGAGAGGAAGUGCUACCUGACAGUUUGUACUCGGGGUGAAAAUACAACGCGCAUUUCCUCGGCUAAUAACAGUCGCUUCGGUUUUGACAGUUAGCUUCGAGCUCUACUUAAACACACACACACAAAAGAAAACACAAACCGGAGCAAAUGGCUCCUGGAGGACACGCGGACCGUUGACGUAGAUCGCGUUUACACCAGUAGACGAGUGUCUCGGAUUAGCUGCCGCUUUAUCCCAGUUUCUAAAUGUUAGCUUACGAGCUAAGCCGCUAGCCGCGAAGCAUUAGCUUUGUUUGUGAGCUUUUCUGCCUCUUAUUCUGGACGACACUGAAAAAAAGAAAGUGAUGGUGCAGCCUCAGCCCGACGGCCCGAUGCAGUGGGACAUGUCCGGAGAGGACAGCGGAGGGGCCCUCAGGGUCCCACCAGAACUCGCCGCCAACGAAGUGGUGACCAGGCUGCUUGGCGACAACCAGCAGCUUCGAGAGGCUCUGCGGAGGAGCAACCUGGCCUUGCGUCAGCGCUGCGAGGAGAUGGAGGGAUGGCAGCGGAGGACCAGGGAGGAGCGGGAGUUCCUCAGCUGUCGCUUCCAGGAGGCCCGGGCCCUGGUGGAGAGGCUGGCCCAGGAGAACCACUCCUUACAGAGCCUGGUGAACGGACCGGCCUCCUCCCCGUCAUCCACCCACUGCUGCAGCUCCAGCCAGACCGAAGACCUGCAGGUGCGACCGACCCGGAACGGGCCCCUGGAAGGAGCACAGACUCUCGAUCACUGGGAGAAGAAGAGAGUUGAAGAUAUUGAACAGUUCACGCAAACCACGCCUCCUCGCAGCCUGGGUCAUCCAAGUGUGCAUAGCUCCUUGGAUUGCUCAAUCUUCUCUCCCCCAACCUCAUUUACAGAGGAACAAGGGGAAGUAAUGGGCCAGCCGGUGGAAGGUCCCAACGAGUUCCUGCAGCUGCUGAAGAGCCACAAAGAGAAGCUGGAGGAAGGGAUGAGAGACCUGAGGAGGAAGAACGAGGAGCUGGAGCGGGAAAAGGACGACGGGGAGAAGGAGAAGGAGCGGAUGCGACGCUGCAUCGACCAGCUGAGGGCAAAACUGGCCCAGGCUCAGGCGACCAGUGUGACCGAGGAGGUCGUCCCGCAUCGCUCUGAGGCUCAGCACUCAUCCGACUGCUCUAGCCUGGCUAAACUCACAGAGCAGCUUCAGGCCACUCAGGGCAGGUAUCGGGAGCUGGAGGAGAAGCUGGACUAUCUGCAGAAGAGUUCAGCUCAGAGGGACAGAACUGAAGCUCUGCUCAAACAAAAAGACAAAGACUGUGCACAGAUGGCCAAAGACUGUGAGGCCCUGAAAGCGCAGGCCACCUCCCUGUUAGGAGAACUGAAGGAGCGACAGAGCUGCCUGGACAAAAGCGAACACGAGCGUAAAAUGCUGGAGGAUAAACUGUGUGCGAAGGCCAAGUCCCUGCAGGCGACGGAGCGCGAGCUGGAGCAGCAGAGGAAGCAGCAUCACGUGGCCAUGGACAAACUGCUGCUGCAGAACCAGAGUCUGGAACAAGCCCUGAAGACGGAGCGACACGUGGUCACCGAGGAGAAGAAAAAGUUGACCCAGCUGCAACACGCCUACACGUGUCUCUUCAGAGACUACGACUCCAAACUCAAGAGCGAAGGCGGAGACCUGUGCAGCCGCCUGGAGGAGGCGGAGCGAGCGCUGGCCCUGAAACAGGACCUGAUCGACAAGUUAAAGGAGGAGGUGGAGCAGCAGAAAGGUUCCCUGGAGACGGUUCCCGUCCUCACGGCUCAGGCUGAGAUCUACAAGGCGGAUUUCCUCGCGGAGCGAGAGGCGCGAGAGAAGCUGAACCAGAAGAAGGAGGAGCUGCAGGAACAUCUGACUCAGGCCAUGACUGAGAUCGACAGACUCAAGCAAGAGGCCACAUCACGGGCACGUAUGGAGCAGAUGAAGCUGAGACACCUGGAUGACUUUAAUGUACGAGCCCCAAUCGUUCCUCCUCCACAAGGAGUUUUCCCUGCAGCUUUUAACACGGUGCCGCCCGCCCCCUCGUUCCGUAACCAGGGUCUGGUCCCGGUCGACCACGGGGCGGCCGGGACCGAGGACCUGCCGGAUUUAUGUUGUCCCAAGUGCCAGUACAUGGCUCCGGACAUGGACACGCUGCAGAUACACGUGAUGGACUGUAUACAGUAGCAUGAGCAGCGCUCACCGAAAAAACACGCGUUUAGCGUCGUCUUUUCUUUGUGUGUUCGCUCCGUUCGCUCCGUGGAGAGACAUGUGUGGUAGCUGCACCUUUACCUGAACACACAGGGUGGACCUUUACCUUCCUAAAAAAAAUCAUUACAAAGCAAUUCAAGGAAAUCAGACGACAACUGGGAAAAGAAAAAUACAAAAGCAAGAAAAUCUAAAUAUUUCCCUAAAACUUCUCCAUGAUUAAAGUUACUUUUUUUUUCCAUUCCUCGUUAUUUUCAUGUCAAGCUUUAUAUCUUUAGUUCCCCCUGUUUCCCCCUUUCCUUUGCCUUGCUUCAUCAGUAUUUGCACCAUUUUCCCAUGAUGUACUAACUACCGACGAGUAAACAACGCUGUGAAGUGAAUGUGUAAACUUUGAGCUGCAUCCUUCAUCCGACGCAUCAGUUAAUCACUGGACCGAAGGAGAUGACUUGUCUAAAAAAAGGACAAUUCUGACUUUUUUCUCACAUCAGUGUGCGAAUUAACCCAGUGAGCUUUAAGUAAAUAAUAAAAGAAUAUUUACAUGUUUGGGUUGUAACCUCAAAACACGUAUUACUAUGUAUUAGAGAUGAGUUUACUCUUGUUAAAAAAAAAAUAGUAGACAUUCUCUGUGUUCUGUGCCUGUGUACGCGUUUGACUGCUGCUUUAUCACCCCGACCCUUGACCCUUGACCUUUGACCCUUGACCCUUGACCCUUGACCCCACCACAGCAUCCCCCCCAUUUUGUGCCCCAUAUUUUGCACCUGGCUGUUUAUCUAUUUGAAUGUAAGCACAUUGAGAGUCCUUCACAGUUCUGUGAAUAUUGUCUGUAAUUAUAGAUAAUCCAUUGCAAAAAAAAAAAGAAGUAAAGAAAGAAAAAGAGAAGAAGAAGAAGAAGAAAGAAAAACAUAUUGCUGCAAACUGUUGGGAUGUAAGAAAUAAAUCAGUUAUUCAUUA